AUGGCUCCCCUGCCACCGGCCAGGUGCCUCCGUCGCCGUUGCCAGGAGCAGUUCCAGGCGUGUUACCGGGGUGACCCCGGCCUGGCCCUGCCCCCGCCCCCCGGGGAGCGGGCACUCGCGCAGGAGGGGGGCUUAUGCGUCCGGAGGAUCGUCAUAGCAACAUUCGCAGGCCUCCGCCAGGUGGGUUCGCGCCUCAGCUCGCCGGAGCAGUCUUAUCACAGCGCCGCCUCCCAGCAACAACUCAGCCCAAGCCACGCCCCCUGGAGGAAUUCAGCCAAUGAGACAUCGAGGUACAGCCAUGUGAUGGCCACGCUGCAGGGGAUUGGUGGUUACAGCCGCUCGGAGGAGGAGCUCAGCUACGCCGGCUAUGAGGGCUACGACCGUAACAUGGAAGGCCAUUGGUUGGACCAAGGCUCGUGGCACAGCGAGACUCCGCCCACGUCUACGCACGCGGUCACAUGGCAGCCGUCCAAAGAUGGGGAGCGUCUGAUUGGUCGGAUUCUGCUCAACAAGAGGAUGAAGGAUGGCAGCAUCGCGGACGACACCGGAGCCCUGCUGGGACUCAAGGUUGUGGGGGGCAGAAUGACGGAGUCCGGGCGACUCUGUGCCUUCAUCACCAAGGUGAAGAGAGGAGGGCUAGCAGACACAGUAGGGCACCUCCGCCCAGGUGACCAGGUGUUGGAGUGGAACGGGAGGCCCCUGCAGGGAGCCACCUUCAAGGAGGUCUACAACAUCAUCCUGGAGUCUAAAACUCAGCCGCAGAUAGAGCUGCUGGUGUCCCGAGCUCUCAGUGACUCUGCCCAGAUGUCAGACAACUCACCCACACACAUGGACCCAGCGGUUCCUAGAGUUCAGGUGAAGCUGUGGUAUGAUAAGCUGGGCCACCAGCUGAUGGUCACGGUCCUGGGGGCCAAAGACCUCCCAGUGCGUGAGGACGGACGCCCCCGGAACCCCUACGUCCAGAUGUACCUCCUCCCAGACCGCAGUGAUAAGACCAAGCGGAGGACAAAGACGGUGAAGAAGACGGUGGAGCCGCGCUGGAACCAGAGCUUCAUGUACGGCCCGCUGCCGCGCCGCGACUUCAGCCUGCGGGCGCUGGAGCUCACCGCCUGGGACCAGGCCCACACCCGCGAGGAGGAUCGCUGCUACCUGGGAGAGGUUCUGAUAGAGCUGGAAUCGGCCCUGUUGGAUGAUCAGCCUCAUUGGUACAAAAUCCAGAGCCAUGAUGUGACAUCACUUCCUCUCCCAAACCCCUCCCCCUACCUGCAGCGACGCCUGUACAGUAAGACGCACGCGCACGCACACACACACACACAGUGCUCGUCUCCCUCUGUGUCUCCAGGGUCCCAGAGGACGGCUGAGGGGGAGUUCUCAGACUACGACUGUGAGGAAGGCAUUGGAGUCAUAUCAGACUACCGACAGAGUGGCCGGGACUUCCAGAGCUCCGCCCUCUCUGUUCCAGACCAAGUCAUGGUGACCAAUCACGGCUCUCGAUCUGAGCUGGCCAGGAGUCGAUCACGCUCCCCAAGCCAGCCGUCUCCACAAAGUGCCUCUCUCUAUCCGCUCUACCGCGACGAUGCUGUACGGUUGCUACGCAACAACAGGUUGUCAAGGACCUAUUCCGACGUGGGCCAGAGCGGCAGUCUGGACAGGAGGCUGAUGAAGAGGGUUUCUGCAACCAACUCUUUGGACUUAGGAGGCCGCCAGGACUUCAUCCCUCACUUCCCCUUCGAGCCUGAUGCCCUGGACGAUGAGCUCGUCAGAGCAAGCAAAGGGAUGGAUAGUCAUGACAGCUCCGGUCGCUCACGCUCAGUGGACCUGCGGUCUGACCACGCCCCCUCUGCCGUACGCCCCGCCCCCUCUGCCCAACGCUCCGCCCCCUCGUCGCCCGGCCCUGUCAGCCCCGCCCCUACACCUGUCUCCGCCCCUACCCCAAGCCCCGCCCCUACACCUGUCUCCGCCCCUACCCCAAGCCCCGCCCCUACACCUGUCUCCGCCCCUACCCCAAGCCCCGCCCCUACACCUGUCUCCGCCCCUACCCCAAGCCCCGCCCCUACACCUGUCUCCACCCCUACCCCAAGCCCCACCCCUACACCUGUCUCCGCCCCUACCCCAAGCCCCGCCCCAACACCUGCCCCUACACCAAGCCCCGCCCCUACACCUGUCUCCGCACCAACCCCAAGCCCCGCCCCAAUACCUGCCCCUACACCAAGCCCCGCCCCUACACCUGUCUCCGCACCAACCCCUGACCCCGUCCCUAAACCCGACCCCGCCCCUACACCUGGCCCCGCCCCUAAACCCGACCCCGCCCCUACACCAUGCCCCGACCCUGCACCUGGCCCCGCCCCUACAUCAUCCCAGACUUCAGAGCAAGAGAAACGGCCAACGACCCCAGGAGGAUCAAGGAAAGAGGUCAAAUGGGAGGACCAGCAGGCGAAAACAGCCCAAGUUGGAGUCCUUCCGGCUAAGGCAUCAGAGGGCGACGUAUCGUCUGGAGCCACCGGGGGCAGCGAGGCGUCCGACACCAUCAGCAGCUCUGAGGCCCCUCAGGGCCAAUCGGAAGACAGCGCGGGGGCGGGGUCAGACGGGGAGAGCAGACCGUCCCUAGAGAAGGGGGAGUCACUGGAGGGGGAGGACACGGAGGAGGAGCCAGAGAAGCCCAAGGCCCCGCCCCCCAAGGCGCCCGCCGCGGCGGGGGAGAUCUGCUCUCUGGGGAGGAGGGACGACGAUGAUGACGAUGAGAAGAAGAGGAGGUCGAGCCUGGGCGCCCGGAUGAUGGGGAUGGUGGGCUUGGGGAAGAAGAGCUCCUCCCAGCCCAACCCAGAGGAGGAGGAGAAGAAGAAGAAGGUGAUCCGGCUGCCGGUGCAGCGCAGCGUGGAGACGGGGCUGGCGGUGGACUUCAGGGCGCGCUUCACCAGACAGCCCAGCAGGGACCUGGACGCUGAGGAGCCCACGCCCGGAGCGCUGAUCUUCCCGGGGGUGAAGCUGGCUUCUGAUAGGCUGUUUAAUGGCUUCCUGGAUGGGCUUGGCCCCGCCCAGUUGGCUGGGCGCCAGACCCUGGCCACGCCUGCAAUGGGUGACAUCCAGAUCGGGAUGGUGUACAGGAAGGAACGUCUGGACGUGGAGGUGAUCCGAGCCAGGGGGCUUGUGGGUAAACAGGGGACCAAGAACAACGUCCCAGCUCCGUACGUGAAGGUGUACCUGGUGGACAACGGGAAGUGUGUCCUGAAGCGUCGCACGCGCCUGGCGAGGAAGUCACCCGACCCGCUGUACCAGCAGCAGCUGCAGUUCGAGGACACGCCGGAGGGCAAGGUGCUGCAGAUUAUCGUGUGGGGAGACUACGGUCGAAUGGAUCACAAAUCCUUUAUGGGAGCUGCUCAGAUCCUAUUGGACGAUCUGGACCUAUCCCAGAUGGUGAUUGGUUGGUUCAAAUUGUUCCCGCCCACGUCGUUGAUUGACCCUGCUUUGGCCCCGCUGACCAACAGUGAGACAGAGGGUGCUAAGAAGUAGCUCCGCCCAAUAUCAGCAUGCCAACCAAUCAGCACAUCAC
Molecule: messenger RNA, 3550 nt
Organism: Gadus chalcogrammus (walleye pollock)
Lineage: Eukaryota; Metazoa; Chordata; Actinopteri; Gadiformes; Gadidae
Gene: rims2b
Product: regulating synaptic membrane exocytosis 2b
Exons: 30
Coding region: 1-3510 (1169 amino acids)
Biological process (GO): regulation of synaptic plasticity; calcium ion-regulated exocytosis of neurotransmitter; positive regulation of synaptic transmission
Cellular component (GO): presynaptic membrane; cytoskeleton of presynaptic active zone
Molecular function (GO): small GTPase binding; transmembrane transporter binding
Source: RefSeq, a predicted model, not a curated record